Molecule: messenger RNA, 657 nt
Organism: Monoraphidium neglectum
Lineage: Eukaryota; Viridiplantae; Chlorophyta; Chlorophyceae; Sphaeropleales; Selenastraceae
Exons: 6
Coding region: 1-657 (218 amino acids)
Source: RefSeq, a predicted model, not a curated record
AUGGAAGAGGAGGAGGAUGACAUGGACUUCGUGGUGGAAGAGCUGGCCGAUACGGACGAGGAGGAUGACGAUGAGCCAUCCGAAGAAGCCUCUGACAGCGGUUCAGACCUAGCCUACGAGCCCGAGACGUGGGGCGAGCUGGUUGCUCCUGCCGGCGCUGCGGUGCCGCGGCCGCCGCCCGCUGCGGCGCCGCCGUCGGGCCCGCCAGCCCCAGGGGCCGGGGAUGAGGCAAUCAGCCGGCGCACGCGCAGCAAGCGGCCGCUGGGGCCGUCGGUCGAGCUGGAUCCAUCAGAGCUCGACCGCCUGCUGGCCGCAUUCGACCCCGAUGUGCAGCCGCUGCUGGACGAUGACGUGUACCGCCAGUUCCUGGAGACGCUGCAAGGCGGCGGGGGCAGCGCGCCGGCGGGUGACGAGGACGAUGACGAGUUCCAGCUGGACCUGUCUGACCUGCUGGUGGAGGAUGAACGUGACAUCAUGGCGCCACCUCAGCGCACGGCGCCCGCCACCACGGGCACCACCACCAACAGCAGCAGCAGCACCGAGAUGCAGAAGCCCGCGGCAAAGACGCCGGCGGCGGCCGCGACGACGGGCAGCGGCGCGCCCGCGGCGGCCGCCGCGGCGGUGGGGGGGCGGCGGGCGGCGGCAAGCGUCCGCUGA